Molecule: messenger RNA, 1221 nt
Organism: Procambarus clarkii (red swamp crayfish)
Lineage: Eukaryota; Metazoa; Arthropoda; Malacostraca; Decapoda; Cambaridae
Product: uro-adherence factor A-like
Source: RefSeq, a predicted model, not a curated record
AUGUUGAGCGGCAUCUUUUCUCGUCUCAGAGAGUCUCAGCACGGAGGAAAGUCUCAGCACGGAGGAAAGUCUCAGCACAGAGGAGAGUCUCAGCACAGAGGAGAGUCUCAGCACAGAGGAGAGUCUCAGCACGGAGGAGAGUCUCAGCACAGAGGAGAGUCUCAGCACAGAGGAGAGUCUCAGCACAGAGGAGAGUCUCAGCACAGAGGAGAGUCUCAGCACAGAGGAAAGUCUCAGCACAGAGGAGAGUCUCAGCACGGAGGAAAGUCUCAGCACGGAGGAGAGUCUCAGCACGGAGGAAAGUCUCAGCACGGAGGAAAGUCUCAGCACGGAGGAAAGUCUCAGCACGGAGGAAAGUCUCAGCACAGUCUCAGCACGGAGGAAAGUCUCAGCAGUCUCAGCACAGAGGAAAGUCUCAGCACGGAGGAGAGUCUCAGCACAGAGGAAAGUCUCAGCACGGAGGAGAGUCUCAGCACGGAGGAGAGUCUCAGCACGGAGGAGAGUCUCAGCACGGAGGAGAGUCUCAGCACGGAGGAAAGUCUCAGCACGGAGGAAAGUCUCAGCACGGAGGAAAGUCUCAGCACAGAGGAAAGUCUCAGCACGGAGGAGAGUCUCAGCACGGAGGAGAGUCUCAGCACGGAGGAAAGUCUCAGCACGGAGGAAAGUCUCAGGAGGAAAGUCUCAGCACAGAGGAAAGUCUCAGCACGGAGGAAAGUCUCAGCACGGAGGAGAGUCUCAGCACGGAGGAGAGUCUCAGCACGGAGGAAAGUCUCAGCACGGAGGAAAGUCUCAGCACGGAGGAGAGUCUCAGCACGGAGGAGAGUCUCAGCACGGAGGAGAGUCUCAGCACGGAGGAGAGUCUCAGCACAGAGGAGAGUCUCAGCACAGAGGAGAGUCUCAGCACAGAGGAAAGUCUCAGCACGGAGGAAAGUAACUAGCAAGACACUUGGGGAAGCUGGACCAGCCCCAAACUCUAAGAGCUUCACCGUCACUCAUCUUAAGAUUCCUUGUUAUGGAGAGGCAGCGCUGAACGACGCGACGACGACUCCGCCGCCUCCUGCUAAUGAUGCUGCUGCUGCUGUUAGUGCUACUGCUGAUGCUGCUAUUACUUCUGCUGUUCCUAAUGCUGCUGCUGCUACUGCCGUUACUGCUGCUGCUACUAAUGCAGGAAUGUUGCAUCCGUUCAAGUUCCAGUAUGUAUCCGUCGAGCACCGUUACUAA